This is a messenger RNA of Cinara cedri, 436 nucleotides long. Lineage: Eukaryota; Metazoa; Arthropoda; Insecta; Hemiptera; Aphididae. The record is from the annotation of a GenBank genome assembly.
AUGCUACAAGUGCCGAUCUCUGGGUAUAAACAACGCACUUACAAGCGCAUUACGCAAGUCGACGAGCAAACGGUUCGAAUCGGUGAUUUAUUUAGAUGUAUUUUACGACUCACUGUGAUAUGUGAUGGCGAGAUCAGCGCGAGUGCGUUAAAGUUGUUGGAUGGAUUUCGGGAUUUCAAUCUUGCAGAACUUUCCGCACGUAUUGAGCCAUUUAAAUUAUUCCCGUUUACUUCUGAACUUAAUUCCCGUAACAGCGUUUUUGGUACGAAUAAAUUACUAAUAAUUGAAUUAAAACAUCAAUUUUUAAUUACUGUUUUCCUUGACUUGUUAACGGCAUUGUUCCGUACAUUACCGGUCACUAAUAGAAACACCGUGUCCCAAACACGGUUUAGUGCUAUUGCGAUGAUUUCGAUAGAAAAUGAGCGUGUUAAAAAUU